CUAAAGCAAAAGUCACUGUGAACGACCCUCCUCCCCGUCUCUUUUAUUUUUCUUUCAUUAAUUUAUUACAGUGUUCCAUUAUUUGUUUUCAUUUGGUUUCAUCCAUCUCUUCCGCCUGCCGCCGCCUCUCUUCCGCCUUCCGCCGCUGCCUUGCUGAUGUGCUCUAUUAAACCAGUUUAUUGUGAAAUUAAAAUCGAACCGAACCGAACCAUAAUAUUAUAACUCUGAUAUAAUUUGUUUUUAUAAAUUGGUCGGUUCGAUUAAUAAUAUAGAAAAAACCGAUUGGCUUUUAACUUUUGGUUACUUCACCGGUGCUCAGCUUUUAGAGAAGGGUUUUAGAAGAUUUUGCAGCUAUGGCGACGUCGUCUCAUGCUAACGCCGUCAAGUCGCUCAACAAAUCUCCCGGCGGCCGGCGCUUUGUGUUCAAGUCUGUGACUCGUAGAAUAGAAGAAAUUCAAAUUGAUGUCUAUCGAAGCCUUGAUAAAAUUAAGUCUCAGCCAUCCGAGGGGUCCUCAUUUUUUCGGGAUUGCCUCAUAGAAUGGAGGGAAUUAAAUACAGCUGAGGAUUUCAUCUCAUUCUAUGAGACAAUGUUACCCUUAGUGCAGACAUUACCUUUAGUGCUGCUACACAAAGAAUCGAUUUUCUCAGAACUUAUUUCCAGAUUACAAGUGAAAGCACGUUUGUCGAUUGAGCCUAUUCUCCGCUUAACAACAGCUCUAUCUAGAGAUCUACUUGAAGACUUCAUUGUCUUUUUGCCUAGGCUUAUCGAUUCAUUUGCCUUGCUUCUUCAAAGUGGCGCUGAUAGGGAGCCAGAAAUUAUUGAGCAGAUUUUUACAUCAUGGGCGUAUAUCUUAAUGUAUUUGCAAAAGUAUCUUGUGAGGGAUGUUGUUCAUGUGCUUAAGGUGACAGCGAAAUUGAGAUACUACAAUAAGAGCUAUUUACAAGAACUUAUGGCAGUGGCAACCUCAUUUUUACUGAGAAAUGCUCCAGAUGAGCAACUUAAAAAAGGCAUUAGGAAGAUCAUGUUUGAGGCUGUGAAAGAACCAUCACUUGUGCGAGACACUGGAGUGAGUGGCUUGCUUUAUCAUAUUUUGAGAGGAACCUCUUCAAGGUUGCAUUCAAGAGCAGAUCGAGUCUUGCAGCUAUUGACAGAAAGUUCUAUAUUUAGUAUUGGCAAUAAGUUCGACCGAGGUGUGGACACUGUUAUUAAAGUUGUAGCUACGACCUUUCAGAGACUUUGCGAGGAUAUAGAAGCAAAGGAGUUAAAUUUGUUGUUUACUUGCUUAUAUCAGAAGAUUGACAAGGCUGCAAAUGAUGAUUACCGCCAUCUAAGCUGCCUUCUAUCACUGCUUAUAUCAGCUGUCCAGACCCAUAAUGGUGCUAAGGUUUCUGAGUACCAACCGAUGAUUGAACGAGUGAGGUCAAUGAUUCAGAAGUUUGUUGCGCCUUCUAGCAUAGUUGUGGCUGAUGACAAUUCUGAAGUGGUCGACAAGGUUCUGCAAUUGAUGUUGUGUAUUCUUGACGGGCUGAAAAAUUUGAAUGAUACAACUACUAUUUCUCUCUGUUCAUCCCAGUGGCCUCCAGUGUUUGCAUUAAGGAACGCAAGUUGUUUGGCUUUUAUAAGAGAACUGCUGGGCAAAGACCAGUGCGUAGUAAAUGCAUUCACAGCUAAUAUUUUAAGUGCAAUGAAUGAUUUAGUUGAAACUUCACAAGAGGAAGUUCUGUGCUUGCUUUUGUCCUUCUGCCAUAGAUUGCAAGAAGAUGCUUUAGACUCCAGCUCUUUGGAUGGAAUUUCCAAAGGACUUCCAAAAAUUCAUGAUUUUCUACAGGGAACAGUCUGCUCAUGGGUGGCUGAGAUCAAAGCGAUUGCUCUUAGUAAUCCAUCAUGUACGGUAAUUAACAAAGAUAAGCUGGCUCUGCUAUGGGGAGUUAUUUGCUGCUAUCCCUAUGUGAUGGGUAUCUUGGAAAAGUCAUCUUUGCUUAUGGAUUUGAUAGAUGCACUUGAUUGCCUCUUGAUGAUUAGCGAUGAAAUUAUUGCUGGUGUUUCUAAACGUACUUGGCAAAGCCUGCUAGGAGCUUCUUUAAGUUCAUAUUACAAGUAUGGAAAAAAACCUGGGGUUGAAGAGACGACUAAAAUUCUGCAUCUUGCAAAAACAUGCAAAUCAUCCCUGCAUGUAUUGUCUGCUACUGCUGACUAUUUGGAUUCCAUAUAUGGGUCAACAUUGGAUGCAGAUGAUGACCGCGAAUUAUACCAUCCCGAGCUUGAAAGAAAUAAGGCUUUUGAUGCUUUAGAGAUAUUUGCCGAUAACUUGUGCAACUCGGACAAGGGGAUCCGGACUCCAACCCUAAGAAUUUUAUGUCAUUAUCAAUGCCUAGAAUGUGAAAUGUCUGCUAAUGAUCAGCCUCCCGAGAAGAGAAUGAGAACAGAAGUUCCUCAGAUUCGUUCUGCAAAUAUUCAUAAUAUUCAUGUCCUGCAGCUCCUCCUCCAAAUUGAGGCAAUUCCUCUUUCAAUUUCUACAAGUAGGAAAGUCAUCCUACUGAUCUCUAAAAUACAGAUAGGCCUCUCUGCUGGGAGGAUAUCUAAAACUUAUAUGCCUGUUCUGAUGAGUGGAAUAAUAGGCAUCUUCCAUAACCGUUUCAGUUCUUUGUGGAAUCCGGCAUCCGAGUGUCUUGCAAUUCUGAUUGGGGAAAAUGUGACUCUUGUGUGGGAGAAAUUUACUAAUCAUAUUGAGAAGUGUUUAUGUGUAUUUCAGUCAUCACAUGAUACCCUUGACGCAGAAAGUAAUAAAGUUCAUUUCAAGUCUACUGAAUUGAUCGAACGGUUUAAUUCGUUUGAUGUUCCUGGAUCUGAUAGCACACCACACGCAACAGUUCUUUCCUCACUGUUGCAGACUUUACAAAAAAUUCCUUCUAUUGCUGAGUCUCAUUCAAGACAAAUUGUCCCACUUUUCUUGAAGUUUUUGGGCUAUGACAGUAAUAAUCUUCUCAGUGUGGGGUCAUUUAACUCAGAUUCUUGCAAAGGCAAGGAAUGGAGGGGCAUUCUCAAAGAAUGGUUAAACUUGUUUAGACUUAUGCGGAACCCUAUGGCCUUCUAUCGGACUCAGUUCUUAAAAGAUGUUCUGCUUUUAAGGCUUAUGGAUGAAAAUGAUGCUGACAUACAGUCGAAGGUUCUUGAUUGCCUCUUAACCUGGAAAGAUGACUUUCUGCUUCCAUAUGAGCAGCAUCUGAGAAACUUGAUCAGUUCAAAAAAUUUGAGAGAAGAAUUGACUACAUGGAGUUUAAGCAGAGUUUCUCCUGUAAUUGAAGAGAGCCACAGAGCUGAUCUCUUGCCUCUUAUUAUAUUUAUUCUAAUACCAAAAGUGAGGAAACCAAAGACACUUGCAUCCCGAAAGCAUACAAGCGCACAUAACCGGAAGGCAGUUCUUCGAUUCAUAGCUGAACUUGAUGUUAAAGAGAUUACUCUUUUCUUUGCAUUGUUAAUAAAGCCCUUGAGCAUUAUAUCAAAGGAAGCUAAUGAUACUAUGGAUUUGUUUUGGAUCUUACCUGGAAAGUCUAGUGUUGAACUUCAACCAUUUAAUAUCUUGAAGUAUUUCACCAUGGAGAAUAUUAUGGCUCUGUCUUGGAAGAAGAGAUAUGGGUUUCUGCAUGUUAUUGAAGAUAUUCUUGCAGUUUUUGAUGAAUCACAUAUCAGACCUUUCCUGGAUUUGUUAAUGGGAUGUGUAGUUCGAGUGCUUGGAAGCUGCACGUCAAGUCUUCAUGAAGCAAAGAGCACUAGAUCUUUUGUACCUGAAAGUCAUCCUAGUGUCAACGGUGUAUUGCAUAAAGAUGACAGAGCUGCAGUAAAUAACUCCCAGACCAGUACAUCUCUGAAGCAGUUGAAGGAUUUGCGGUCUUUGUGCCUGAAAGUUGUUUCCUCUGUUCUCAGCCAGUAUGAUGAUCAUGAUUUUGGUUGUGAUUUCUGGGAUAUGUUCUUUGUAUCAGUAAAACCUUUAGUUGACAGUUUCAAGCAGGAGGGUGCUAGUAGUGAGAAACCAAGUUCACUAUUGUCAUGCUUUUUGGCUAUGAGUAGCAGUCACCACCUUGUCUCACUAUUGUCUAGGGAAUAUAAUCUGAUUUCUGAUAUUUUCUCCAUUUUAAGUGUCGCCACUGCAUCCGAGGCUAUUAUGUCUUGUGUUCUUAAAUUCAUUGAGAAUCUGCUGAAUCUCGAUGAAGACUCGGGUGAGAACAAUAUUGUGAGAAGAGUUAUACUCCCAAACCUUGACGAACUUAUCAGCAGCUUGCACUCUCUCUUUCAGGGUGAUGGAGCAACCAAAAGGAAAUUUGGCAAAUAUCCCGAGGAGACGCAUGUUAGAAUAUUCAAAUUGUUGUCAAAGUAUAUACAAGAUAAAUUGCAGUCAGAGAGAUUUCUGGAUAUCUUGCUUUCAUUGUUGGCAAAAAGAUCUAAAGAUCCCGGUGUAUGUGUUGAGUGCUUGCAAAUCAUUCGAGACAUUAUACCACUCCUAGGAAAUGAAAGCUCUCAUAAAACUCUUAAUGCUAUCUCUCCACUACUUAUUUCUGCUGAAUUGGAUAUGCGGUUGAAUAUUUGUGAUUUGCUUGAUGCCCUUGCUAAAACUGAUCCAUCUGUACUUUUUGUGGCGAAACUUCUUCAUGAAUUGAAUGCAACUUCUGCAAUAGAAAUGGGGGGCCUCGAUUAUGACACCAUAGUCAAUGCUUAUGAAAAGAUUGAUGCUGGGUUAUUCUAUUCUGUCCAAGAAGAACAUGCAUUAGCUGUCUUGUCACAUUGCGUGUAUGAUAUGUCGUCAGAUGAGUUAAUUCUAAGGCAGAGUGCUUAUAGGUCAUUGCUUUCUUUUGUUGAAUUUUCGGCCUCGGUACUUGGUGGAGAGUUUAGGAGUGAAUCUGUACCAAAUCCAGUGAUUACAGCAGAUGGCAAAAAUACUUGGACAAAAGCAUGCAUUCAGCGCAUGAUUAAUAAGUUUCUUUUGAAGCACACGGGGAGUGCUCUGAAGGAAGGAAGUUCAUCAAGGAAGGAAUGGAUUGAAUUACUACGAGAUAUGGUGUUAAAACUCCCAGAAAUGGAAAAUCUCAAUUCCUUAAAAGCACUAUGUUCUACAGACGCCGAGCAAGAUUUUUUCUACAAUAUUAUUCAUUUGCAGAAGCAUAGGAGGGCAAAGGCACUUGCACGCUUUAGUAAUGUUAUCAAUAAAAGUAACAUGUCAGAGGGCCUCAUGCAUAAAGUGUUCGUUCCAUUCUUUUUCAAAAUGCUCUUAGAUGUACAAGGUGGAAAGGGAGAAUACAUUAAAAGUGCUUGCAUUGAAGCUCUUUCCUCAAUUGCCUCUUUAAUGAAGUGGAAGUCGUAUUAUGCAUUAUUACUUAGAUCCUUCCAUGAGAUGAAGAUGAAUCAGGACAAGCAGAAGGUCUUAGUACGGCUAGUUUGCUCUUUGUUGGAUAAGUUCCAUUUUGCACAGAGUUGUUCCAGUCAAGGAGAUGUAGAUUCCUUGGAGAACACUCUGGGGAAUGACAGCACAGGGACAGGAUGCAAGCAUAGUAGUAAUUCUACUAUAGCUGCUGAGAUACAGACAUGCCUUCAUAAAACUUUGCUGCCAAUGAUGAAGAAGCUGCUGGAUAAUCACUUUGAUAAGGUUAAUGUUAAUGUUAAUGUUAAUGUGGCUGUACUGAAAGUGUUGAAGUUACUUCCUGGAGACAUAAUGGACGCACAACUUCCGAGUAUCAUGCAUCGAAUUGCAAACCAUUUAAAAAAUCGGAUGGAAAGCAUCCGUGAUGAAGCUAGGCUUGCUUUGGCUGCUUGUUUAAAGGAGCUUGGACUGGAAUACUUGAAGUUUGUAGUUGGGGUUUUGCGAGCUACCUUGAAACGAGGGUAUGAACUCCAUGUAUUGGGGUAUACAUUAAAUUUUAUCUUGUCAAAAUUCCUUUCAAAUCCCAUUUGCGGGAAAUUGGAUUACUGUUUGGAAGAUCUCCUUUUUGUAGUCGAGAACGAUAUUCUUGGAGAUGUUGCUGAGGAGAAAGAAGUGGAUAAGAUAGCUUCUAAAAUGAAAGAAACUAGGAAGCUGAAGUCAUUUGAAACCCUGAAAAUAAUUGCCCAAAGCAUAACAUUCAAAACUCAUAGCUUGAAACUUCUUUUACCAGUUAAAGCUCAUAUGGAGAAGCAUCUGACGCCAAAAGUGAAAACCAAAUUAGAAAGUAUGUUAAAUCACAUAGCAGCUGGUAUUGAAUGUAAUCCAUCUGUUGAUCAGACAGAUCUAUUUAUUUUUAUAUAUGGUUUUGUUGAAGAUGGACUCAAAGCAGAGAAUGGCCAGCAAGAUUCUUCUGGUACAGAGUUGACGCCUAACACUAGACAUGAUGUGCGUAAGAAAACCGUUUCUUCAGCCCAAGUUGUUGGAACUAAAUCUGGGUGCGCAAGUCUGGUUACUGUUUUUGCUCUUGGGUUAUUUCAUAAUCGAAUGAAGACUGUCAAAUUGGAUAAAGAAAAUGAAGAACUUCUCUCGGCGUUGGAUCCUUUUGUUAAACUGCUUGGCAACUGUUUGAGUUCUAGGUAUGAAGAUAUUAUAUCUACUUCCUUCAGAUGCCUUACUCCGUUGCUAAGGCUACCUCUGCCAUCACUUGCUUCACAAGCUGAUAAGAUAAAGGUUACAUUGUUGGAUAUUGCCCAGAGUUCUGCUAACGCCAACAAUUCUCUGAUGCAAUCAUGUCUAAAAUUGUUAACUGUGCUCCUGCGAAGUACUAAAAUUACCUUUUCCUCUGAUCAACUAUAUUUAUUAAUUCAGUUUCCUCUUUUUGUUGACCUUGAGAGCAACCCUUCUCCUGUUGCCCUCUCACUUUUAAAAGCAGUUGUUAGUCGCAAACUGGUUGUUCCUGAGAUAUAUGACCUUAUGAUUCGGGUUGGAGAAUUAAUGGUUAGAAGUCAAGUGGAUGUAAUUCGUAAGAAAUGCAGUCAAAUUUCAUUGCAAUUCUUGCUUGAUUAUCAUCUUUCAGGAACAUAUUUACAGCAACAUUUAGAUUUUCUGCUCAAGAACUUAAGUUAUGAGCAUUCAACUGGAAGAGAAGCAGUGCUUGAAAUGCUCCAUGCAAUUAUUAUCAAAUUUCCCAAAAACUUUCUGGAUAAGCAUUCACAAACAAUAUUUAUCCAUUUGGUGCAAUGUUUGGUGAAUGACAGUGAUAAUAAAGUUCGUGCUAUGACUGGCACAGUUAUAAAGCUUCUGAUUGGACGAGUGAGUCCCCAUCUACUGGAUUUCAUGCUUGAUGUUAGUCUAUCUUGGUAUGUAGAUGAGAAGCGGAAAUUGCAGAGCAUAGGUGCUCAGGCCAUGGGAUUACUGGUUGAGGCCAUGACUAAAAGCUUUCAAAAGCAUAUCAGCAGCAUAUUGCCGGUCAGUAGAACUAUUUUACAGGCUGCGGCUCUUGUUGUUUCUGAUAGGACAUAUCAAGAUUCUUCUGAUGAAGUUCCUCUCUGGAAAGAAGCAUAUUAUUCAUUAGUUUUGGUGGAGAAGAUUCUGCAUCAGUUUCAAGAUCUUAGCCUCAAAAAGGAUAUGGAGGAUAUAUGGGACGCAGUAAGCAAGGUUCUUUUGCACCCACAUCCAUGGUUGCGGAACAUUUCAAGUCGCCUUGUGGCUUUUUACUUUUCAACUGCAACUGAGGCCAGCAAGGAAAAUCAUGAAAAUUCGUUGGAACAUUUUCUUCUUAUGAAACCGCAUAGGCUUUUUACAGUAGCUGCUUCUCUCUGCUGUCAGUUGAGAAUACAAGUUAUUGAUGAUGCUGCUGAAAACCUGAUAACACAGAAUCUCGUUUUCUCAGUUUGUUCUAUCCAUUUGUUGAUGGGAAAAGUAAACUGUCCAGAUCCACAUUUGUUCUGGUCCAGUCUUGGAUCGCAUGAACAGAGCCUUUUUUUUAAAGCUUUUCAAAUGCUCGAAUCAAGAAAAGGAAAAGGUGCGUUUUUAAAUGUUAUCUCUGGCAUACGUGAUCAAGAGCAGCCUGAGAAUCUUCAACAUCUUCUCGUCUCAAAUCUAAUUAAAGAGAUGGGGAAAAUAGCUCUUCAAAUGGAGGCUUUACAGAUGAGAAUCGUUUUCAAUAGUUUCAGAAAGAUCUCCUUGCAAAUAAGCCAGGAUGAGUUACAGCCUUAUACAUUUGACAUGUUGCUGCCGUUGUAUAAAGUAUGUGAAGGAUUUGCUGGCAAAGUCAUCCCUGAUGAUAUAAAGCAACUAGCUCAAGAGGUUUGCGAAAGUAUGCGGAACAGUUUAGGCAUUCAAAAUUUUGUGCAAGUUUAUAGCGAGAUACGAAAGAUUAUUAAGGUGAAGAGAGACAAGAGGAAGAAAGAUGAAAAAGUCAUGGCUGUCGUUAACCCCAUGCGGAAUGCCAAGCGGAAGCUACGACUUGCAUCAAAACACCGUGCCCACAAGAAAAGGAAGAUGACAACAAUGAAAAUGGGAAGAUGGAAGCAUUAGGAAUUUGAAAAAUGGCAUUGUGCUGGUUUUUCAGUUCCAUGGAUAGGUGGCAAGAACAACAUCCGGCUUAUCCUGCAAUGGCUUCCUCAAUGUGCUAUCGACUUAAUUAUUUAGCUGACCCUUGUAUAAUAGCUUCAAAAGUUUUGAAGAAAUUGUAGUUACUAACAUGUUCUUGCUAAUAGUUGAGUUAUUUUUUUUUCGAACUCUGAGGUAAAAUUGUUGGUUAUUUCAUAUGCGCAAUUCAUGUUAGGGUAUCAAUGAUCCAUUUUGUCAAUAUAGGACGUUACGAUGAA
This is a messenger RNA of Mercurialis annua (annual mercury), 8746 nucleotides long. RefSeq lists its product as uncharacterized. Bases 354 to 8453 code for a protein of 2699 amino acids. The transcript is spliced from 32 exons. Gene Ontology annotation, cellular component: small-subunit processome; nucleolus; 90S preribosome. NCBI's taxonomy places the organism in Eukaryota, Viridiplantae, Streptophyta, Magnoliopsida, Malpighiales, Euphorbiaceae. The record is from RefSeq and is a predicted model, not a curated record.